CCCCCACCACUCUCUACCGCUCUAGUAGAGAAAAACUCCAACGAUAACAUCCAAUGGCCCCAGUGACAAGAGCCCGUCGAAGAAAGGACUCGAUCCCUCUCGUCCUGGUCCUCAGUGACCCCAGAGGCUCCCGCCCCGCCCCAGAGCUCCCACUUCUCCAACCGGAGGACACGAUAACACCCGCCGCCACGCCCUCCAAGCCGGCAAAGAAAAAACCUGCUACAGAAGGCACAGACAAGCUCGCCAACGGCACCGUAGACCAGCCACCACCACCGCCAGAGGACAACCCAACUGAUCCCGCCGCUGCAGAUUCCAAAUCCGAUUCCGGCGACGAUGAUGACGACGAAGCGCCGGAAGCAGUGUCGCUAGACACCGGUCGGGAAGCCGCGAGAAAAGCGCAAGAUAAGGCAAAGCGCGCUGCGGAAGCGUAACCCCCUCCCUCCAAUUCAACGUGUGAAUAUGGGGGAAUAACUAACAAUGGAAACAGCCAGGCGGAGGCUGCUCGAAAAAAGCGAAAGGCCCGCGACGCAAAGCUGAAAGGACAGAAGGAAGAAGCGAACGAGCGGAAGAGGAAGCGGCGCAAGGCCAAUCCCGAGGGCGAGGAAGAAGAGGUGGUAGAUAACUCCAAGGCAUUAACCAUCGCCGAGAAAUCUGCGGAACCAUCGGUAGACGAGGCAAAUGUGACGAAUCCAUCCCCAUUAUCACCACUGCCGGCAGAGGAACAACUCAGGAAACCAACCCCCCCAACACUCCUCCCAGAAACACUCCUAGCACAAGUGGCAGCAGCAAAACGCCGCCGCCACCGGGAACAACCAGACUCGCACCCUAAACCCGAACACGAACCCGAGCAAAAGAAGCAAGUCAUCGGCACCGGAAUUGUUGGUCGCAACGCAGAACAAAAUCGCAGAAAUAAACAGCGGCAGAAGCUGAACAGAACGCUCAAAAAGGGCCCCGUCAGUGUUAAGGUGCUCAAGGACGAUACAAAGUCCAGGAAGAUACUGCCGCCUCCUGCGGCUAAGGUUGUCGGUAGUAUUAAGGAUUCUUGGCUGUUCGGGAGGAAGACUGGGGGGGCUGUGAGGAGGGAUGUAGUUACGGGGUUUGUGAGGAAGUAGCGGAAGUGGCGGGGUCCGCUGAAUUAAUCUAUGGAAAAGUUUUUCUCCUUGUGUUCUUGCUCAUAUUACGGGGUACGGUGCGUAUGCGGCGGCGUUAGUGGCCUGGGUGCGUGGAGGCAGCCGUGGGUCAUCGGAAAUCACUCACUGACUAUCAUGCUAAAAAAAACCAGUUCAAACCUUUGUAUCAUAAAUACGACGAGUCUAUAAAACGCUCAUCAUAGCACAAGUACUCUUAUAACAGUUGAUUCGAUCCACAAUAUUCACAUCCCAUGCCCAGCCAAUCCAAGACCAAAUCUAUAAUUCAGGUUAACUGCGAUGCCAAAUCUGGAUGCAAUACCAAACCAAACCCAAUCAAUCGGUAACAAUCUUUUCAACUUUUACAAGAAUAUAAAAUGAGGAAAGAAAAAAGCCAGCUCUUGCAAUCAUACAAUUCCCAAACCACCCCCGCCCCCCUUGUAAUAAAUAUACCCGGGACAGAUGGACAAAGCGUCUAGUGAUGGUGAUGUCCAAUCUGCGUUGCCAAGGGUAAUAACAUACCCACCACGGCGGCGAGCGUAUCUUUCAUGGUGGACUUUUGCCCGCCAUUGCCUGACUCGAGCUCGGACUGGCCUUGCAUGGUGUGCAUGGCGACAUACCUGACGAGUGUAUUCGAAUUAGACCAUCGGCUCAUCGUGACGUGAGAUGGGAGGAGGGGAGGGAGCAUACAAGAACGUUCCUCCACUAAACAGUAACAAGACUCCGGUCCACCACUGCAUUCCCUCGCCACUACCUUCGCCCAGUAAUCCGAGCAAGAUCCAAGUAACGACCGCACCCACCGGCGCCGCCAUCGAGAAUACGAUAAGGUGAGCCCUAGCCUGCCUCUUUCCCAAUCCCGCCCUCAGAAGGACAGCGCUGAGUCCGAAUGCCGCAGGAGCUUUGUGCAGCAUAAUGGCGAGGAACACAAUCGCCUCCAGCGCAGUGUUAGAGCUCGUCGAUGAAGCGCCCAGGGCAAUACCAUCGGCCGCAGCGUGGAUAACAAGACCGAGGGUCGUGGACGAAGUUUUGGAAUAUGGGUGUGAAGGGGAAGGACUAUCCAGCGGGGGCGACGAGGCAGAUAGGGAACGGAGGUUGUCGAUUUCUAUGUGGUAGGGUUGCGGAUUGUGCUUGUGUGCUUGGUGCGGGAGGACGUCGAUCAGAUACAUCAGGAUGAAGCCAGAGAUCAGUGAUAGGCCGACCCACUUGUGCGCGGUUUCGGUGGUGGUGGUGGAGUGCUCAUGUCCGCGCUCAUGCUCUGGGUCAGAGGAUUCGGCGUUGCGCUCAGAGUCGUGGUCGCGGCUGUGGUCGUGGCCGUGCGGUGGGGUGGUGACGGUAUGGGUUCUCGUGUCGGGGGCCUCUAUGGCUUCGGCGUCCCGGGAGUGGUGGUGGGGGAGGUUCGCUGCAUGCUCGGACCAGGGAGCGGCGGGGGCAGCAGCCCGUCCGCGCAGCAUUGGACCGGACGUGGGAGACAUUGCUGAUGGCGGAGCGAGCUUAGCGCUGUAUAUGGUGUCUAUACCUUCCGGUAUGAUGA
Molecule: messenger RNA, 2658 nt
Organism: Tuber aestivum (summer truffle)
Lineage: Eukaryota; Fungi; Ascomycota; Pezizomycetes; Pezizales; Tuberaceae
Source: the annotation of a GenBank genome assembly